AUGCAAUAAUAAUCAAUAUCAGAUUUCGAUAAUCUUGAACGAGAACAUUAAUUGAUUGAUUAAGUUAAUUAAAAGUCAAAAUCAGCAAAGUUUAAAUAGUAUAAAUAAGGAUAAUAUUAUGGAGACAUUUAAAACAAUAUUAGACAUGGAUAUGGUAUAUUGUUUAACUAAUUAUUAUAUUUUUAGGACUAAUGACAUAUCAAGAUAGAUAUUAUAUUGGAUUUUGGAAGGAUGAUAAAAAGCAUGGGUUCGGUAAGGAAGUAUUGGAUAAAGGAGAUUAAUAUGAAGGUUAGUUUGAAGAUGGAAAACCUCAUGGUGAAGGUACGUUGGAAACUUCUAAUGGAAUUUAUUCAGGUUAGUGGGUUUAAGGAAUAAAAUAAGGUUAUGGUAAAUGGAGAGGAAAAAACAAUGAAAUUUAUACAGGAGAAUGGAAAUUCAAUAAGGCAAAUGGGUAUGGAAGAUAUGAUUAUUAAGACGGGGGAUGGUAUGAAGGUGAGUUUAAGAAUUAUCUUAAAUAUGGCAAAGGAAAAGAAAAUUAUGCUAAUGGAGAUUUUUAUGACGGUGAUUUUAUUAAUGAUAAACCAGAUGGAUUUGGAGUAUAUAGAUGGGCUGAUGGUUCAUCUUAUCAUGGAACAUUUUGUAGUGGAGUUAGGCAUGGAAAAGGUUAUUGGUUAAAGAAUGGAGAUCCUAAAAAUCAUGAGAGUUAUGAUGGAGAAUAUGUUAACGAUUUGAAAUCAGGACAAGGUGUUUAUAGAUGGCCAAGUGGAAAUGUAUAUGAAGGGGAAUUCUUUAAUGAUCAUAGACAUGGAUUUGGAGAAAUGAGAUGGGUGGAUGGUUCCUUUUAUAAAGGUUAAUUUCACAAUGGGUAAAUGUGUGGAGAGGGUGAAUUAAAAAGAAAUAAUAAACCAAUUAUCUAUGGAUAUUUUGAAAAUAAUAAAUUAGUUAAAGAAUAAAAAAAGAAGUCAAUACCUAAAACUAUGAAUUAGAGUUAAAACAAUAGUUAUGAUGGCAAAGGAAAUUAUUAUUCUUUGUAUCAAUCUUUCAAUCAAUUUUAAAAUGCUUAACAUUUAUAAAAAUAUCAUUUUAAGUCUGAAUCUAUAGAACCCAUUAUUAGAUAAUUUAAAAGGGAUUGUAAUACAUCUUUUGAUGAAAUUAAUAAAAAUGAAAUUUCAACCCAUUAAAAUAGAUUUAAAAUCUCCAUAGAUUUAGAUGAACCUUAAGGAAUGACUACUUAACAAAAAUACAAAUCAUUAAAUACAACAAAUCGUGCUUUUUAAAAUCAACAAGAGAAUUUAAUAUCAGUUACAAAUAGAACAUAAGCAACUAAAAAAGUUAUUAUAGAUAGUGUUAAAUUUAAAAGAAGUCAGUUAUCUUUUAGACUCUAAUCAUUAAACUAAUCUACUAGAUAAACACAAAAUUCUCUUCCAAAAUAAGGUGUGAACUGA
Messenger RNA from Paramecium primaurelia, 1445 nucleotides. NCBI's taxonomy places the organism in Eukaryota, Ciliophora, Oligohymenophorea, Peniculida, Parameciidae. The record is from the annotation of a GenBank genome assembly.